AUCCGAAUCCGCUGGCAGUUGUGAGCGGCGAUCGAAGUGCAAAAGACGCCGUCUAGUUGUAAAUACGCAAAGUAAACACACUCGUCUGCUGAACGGGAACCGGAAUCUCUUACUCAUUACAAAUCGAAUAAAAAGAGACGUUGAACUUCGCACUAAAACUAGGGCUUUGUACGGCAUUCAAAGAUGGAUCAGAAGCGAGCCAUGCUUUAUCCGCAGGUGGAUUUCAACACCCCGAGUGCCCCCUCGCCGACGCCAACGAGGGAGUUGGGCAAUCCCAUGGGCCUGCCCCUGGAGGCUCCUCCAUCGUACGAUAUGGCUGUGUCUGUUCCGGUGGUUCCAGUGGUUUCCGCACCAGCAAUUGCCCCAGCACCACCGCCAGUGGUCGUUGUCGAGCAGCCAGCACCACAGCCGCCUACAGUGGUGCCAGUAGGUUGGUAGUUUACUCGGUAGUUUUGGCAUAAAGCUCUCCUGACGUCACUUUCCGCUGUUGCAGACACCCUGCACUUGGGUCCCAAUCGAAGUAGGGUUCUUUGUCCCGCCUGCGGUGCCAACAAGACCACCAGGAUGACACACACGGCCAACUCUAGGACCCACAUGGUAGCAGGUCUUCUCUGCUUAGUAGGAUUUUGCUGCUGUGCCUGUUUUGUCCCCUAUUGCAUGAACAGUUGCCGCACAGGAAAUCACUAUUGUCGCAAAUGUAACACCUUCCUGGGAGCCUAUAAUCCAAAAGGGAUAAACU
Molecule: messenger RNA, 739 nt
Organism: Drosophila takahashii
Lineage: Eukaryota; Metazoa; Arthropoda; Insecta; Diptera; Drosophilidae
Source: RefSeq, a predicted model, not a curated record